AGUAGGAAUAGGAUUCCCCCGACCCAACUCCUCUCUUAUUAACGCAUGGUUUCCUCCGCCCUCUCCUCCUCUCCCACUGCCGCCGCCGCCGCCGCCAUCCUCCGCCGCCGCCCUACUCCGCCGCUUCCUAGGGUUUUCCCGAUCCCCCUCCUCCGCCUCUCCGAAACCCUAAUCGCCCCUCGGGUCGCAUUCCCCUCCCCCGCUCGGCUCCGCCAAUCUUCGCUAAACGCCAUGGCCUUCUCCGCCGCCGCCGCCGCCGCCGCCGCCGCCGCCGCGACGAAGGGGAGCAAGGAGUUGAUCGUGUUCGGGAGCGAGGAGGAUCUCGCGGUCUCGCUUGCGAAGUACACGGCGGAGCUCUCGGAGAAGUUCGUGCGGGAGAGGGGGGCCUUUUCCGUCGUCCUCUCCGGGGGAUCUCUCAUCAAAUCGAUCAGGAAAUUGACGGAGUCGCCGUACGUCGAGUCUGUGGAUUGGUCGAGGUGGUACGUGUUCUGGGUGGAUGAGAGGGUGGUGCCGAAGGAUCAUGUGGAUAGCAAUUACAAGCUAGCCUAUGAUGGGUUUCUUUCCAAGGUUCCAAUUCCGCCAGGUCAAGUUUAUGCAAUCAACGAUUCUUUAUCCCCUGAGGGUGCAGCCGAUGACUAUGAAACCUGUCUGAAGCAACUUGUCAAGGAUGGAAUCAUCGCACUGUCAGCCUCUUCUGGGUUCCCCAGAUUCGAUCUCAUGCUACUGGGAAUGGGCCCGGACGGCCACAUCGCCUCUCUCUUCCCUGGGCAUCCCCUUAUCAACGAGAAGGAGCGGUGGGUUACGUUCAUUAAGGACUCGCCAAAGCCGCCGCCGGAGAGAAUCACAUUUACUUUCCCUGUGAUCAACUCUUCUGCAUACAUUGCAAUGGUGGUCACUGGAGCUGGAAAGGCCAGUGCCGUGCUCAAGGUUUUUGGGAGUGAGGAGAGCUCUGCAGAUUUGUUGCCGGUUGAGAUGAUCUCUCUUGAGGAUGGGGCUCUGACUUGGUUCACUGAUAAAGCAGCUACUUCAAUGUUAGUGGAUAAAGCAAACAUGUGAGGAUUGAUGUUUGAGGGUAUGGCGGCUUUAGUAUUACUAUGAGGUUUGAAUAAAAGGGCUAAGUAGUUGUAGUUGUGUGACUGCAAAAUGGAGCUCUCAAGUUGUUGUAAUUGGUUACUUGCGACACUUUCUUGUAUCGUCGAUUGUAUAAUAAGAUUACUUCGGGCAUGCUCAGCCUGCUGGGAAUUUCUGUAAAGGUGUUGUCAAAGUGUUGCCCGAGUUAAACCUUUCCUCAACUCAUGCAGAGGUUCAAAUUUAAAUGGGUUAGCAUUGCUCUUCAAUAUGGUUGA
Messenger RNA from Ananas comosus (pineapple), 1346 nucleotides. Its product is annotated as probable 6-phosphogluconolactonase 4, chloroplastic. The record is from RefSeq and is a predicted model, not a curated record. Gene Ontology annotation, biological process: carbohydrate metabolic process; pentose-phosphate shunt. NCBI's taxonomy places the organism in Eukaryota, Viridiplantae, Streptophyta, Magnoliopsida, Poales, Bromeliaceae. Bases 46 to 1056 code for a protein of 336 amino acids. The transcript is spliced from 3 exons. Gene Ontology annotation, molecular function: 6-phosphogluconolactonase activity.